This is a messenger RNA of Phanerochaete carnosa HHB-10118-sp, 1135 nucleotides long. RefSeq lists its product as uncharacterized. NCBI's taxonomy places the organism in Eukaryota, Fungi, Basidiomycota, Agaricomycetes, Polyporales, Phanerochaetaceae. The transcript has a single exon. The record is from RefSeq and is a predicted model, not a curated record. The coding region runs from base 42 to 791 and encodes 249 amino acids.
GCAGCACUGACGUUCUGACCAUCAGGCCGACCGUCUUCGGAAUGCUAGCGCAGCUCAUUACCGCAGGUGUGGUGCUGCCUCUCUACUUCGCUCUUCACAUCUGUGAAGUGCCUCCGGUCCCGGGAACGCGGAAGAUGUACAGCGCGACUCGUGUCCGGAUGCUUUUCCCUGCUAUCGCGCUUGGCUUCCUACUUCCAUCCGCCUUUCUCUUCCUCUUUUCUGCUGGAGACGCGGCCUCCUUGGACCGAAAGCAGAUCAUUGCCGCUGCGUGGCAGCCUUUCCCAGUCUACGUCGCCGCUGUGUAUCGCCUCCUUUGCGGAUCCACCUCCUACAUGCCCACCGAAGCAUCCGAAGAUACCUCCACACAGCUUCGGACGUUCCCUCACCUCAGAAAUGUCUACAUGUCAUCCGGACUGCUCUCGAUGUUGGCGCAUUGGGCGAUCCUCGUCCCAUCUUUGCUUACCACCGACGCAGCGUACUCCUUCGUGCAUGUCUUCGUCCCCUACCCUCUUCACUCAUAUCUCGGCGUUACGCCAUCUACUCUCCCAUCUUAUCGCCUUUCCAUUAGGCUACUAUUCCAGAACGACUGGUUGACCACGAUGGUUGCCGCAUUCAUAUUCUUUGGAUACAUUCGCCUCGACACACAGAAAUUAGGAAAUUGGAUGCUGCAUGUGGCCAAGUGGACAGUUCUCGGAGGGCCCGGAGCAGCGAUGGCGUGGGCUGCUGUGGACCGGGAGGAGCAUAUAAACAGUGUGCGACUUAACAGGCAGUUCUCGGUACGCUAUUUAUGACACCCUCCGCCUGUGGCGUAAUUUACUAAGUAACUCAUACAGGAUAUCUCCUUUCAGACGGACGCUAAACCUGCUGAUCUCUCAGAAAAAAAUGAUUGCACACUAACUAGUCCUCUGUGCGCACCGGAUAGUACGGUUCGAAAUUGAUUUUGUCGACAAUCUUCGCUGCGCCGGACUCUCGAAUAUAUUCGUUGCUUUGGAUCUUCAAACUACGCUAUGCAGGUUUUCUCCGUUUAUGAUUUGCGCCCAUCAUUUCUCAGUGCUUGGGUAGUAUCAUGCCAACUAUGUCUGCCUAUCCUGGAAGAUAGUGCCACAAUUGCAGUGAAGUCUGGAAUAAUAUUGCU